Calypte anna (Anna's hummingbird) is the source of this 887-nucleotide messenger RNA. Its product is annotated as thyroid hormone-inducible hepatic protein-like. NCBI's taxonomy places the organism in Eukaryota, Metazoa, Chordata, Aves, Apodiformes, Trochilidae. Bases 78 to 488 code for a protein of 136 amino acids. The transcript is spliced from 2 exons. Gene Ontology annotation, biological process: regulation of lipid biosynthetic process. The record is from RefSeq and is a predicted model, not a curated record. Gene Ontology annotation, cellular component: cytosol.
GGGCAGGGACAGGGAGCAGGCAGCAAAGGCAGAAGAGCCCAGAGCAGCACUGUGAGCAGAGUGGUGAGAGCAGAGCCAUGGAGCAGUACUUCUCAGCCACCCAGAAGAUGGAGCAGGAGGUGAUGUUCCCCAGCCUGCUCCGAGGAGUCUUCCCACAGGAGGAGGGGGCAGACCCAGCCACGGGAGGCAACACAGACCUCUAUGAGCGCUACCAGCUCCUCAAGGCCAUCAAACCUGUGGUGGAGAAAGGCCUGGCCUCUGUCACCGACCAGAGCCACGGUGACACCGAUGCCGACGCCGAUGCUGCCUCAGAUGACAAUGACAGUGAGGACCCUGUGGAUGCUCAGCUGGAGAGGCGCCUGUCCCACCACCUCUCCGGCUUGCAGCAGGUCCUCACCCACCUCACCAGGGACACCAAUGCCCUGACCCGACGGUACAGCCAGAUCCUGGAGCAGAUCAGCCCCACCGAGGGCCAGCCCAGCUGGUGACCCUGCCACAGCCACCAGGAUGGCUGCUGGUGACACCCCAGAGAGGACAUCCCCAUGGCUGACCCAUCACAGGCCCCAGGCCCACUCAGCCAACCCACACCCUGGCAGCUGAUCUCCCAGCACUGGAACCACUGGAACCUCGGUGAUGGCUGCAACCACUGGAGACCCAGAUGGCACCUUAUCCUCAUAGGAAGAAGCAUCUGCUCCUGCUGGGAGGUCCAUUGGACUGCACCCCUCGUGCCCUCCUCUUUAUUUUCAAAGAGCAGCACAAAGGUGGUGACGUUGCUGGGUGGCCCCAACCUCCAAGCUUCCCCUGGGACUGCCCAGCCCUUUUCCAGCUGGUACCUGGACUCGGAGGGCCUUUUCCCCAAGUUUUGCUAAUAAAACCAUCCCUGAGAA